AUGGGAAAAGGAACGGAUAAACUCUAUAUCACCCAUUCAGAAUGGGCAUCGGAGGAUGCCUUUUCUGCCAACGCAGGCGCAGGAGUCGGAAGAGCCAGGCGAGGCGGUGCCGAGGGGGCGUUCAAGCGCCUUCCCUUCAAGUUCUGCUCCCUCUCCCUGCAGCCAUUUUCGCAUCCCGUCUGCACCCCGUCCGGCACCGUCUUCGACCUGACCAACAUUCUUCCCUGGAUUAAGAAGCAUGGCACGAAUCCUGUGGACGGCAGCCCGCUCAAGAGCGCCGAUCUGAUCAAGUUGCACAUCCCGAAGAACGAGUCGGGGGAGUUCGUCGACCCAGUCACGUACAAGGUCCUGACCGAUAACACGCAUAUCGUUGCCUUGCGGAAUACAGGGAACGUGUUCGCGUGGGAUACCGUGGAGCGGUUGAACAUCAAGGGGAAGUUGUGGCGCGACUUGGUCACGGACGAGGAGUUCACUCGGAAGGAUAUCAUCACGCUACAGGACCCGCAGAACAUCGAGUCGAGGAACAUGAGUACGUUUAACUAUCUGAAAGAUGGCGAGACCGACAUCCCUGGGCGGGGUGAGCAGCCGGAAAACGUCAAUGCCAAUGCGCUGGGAAGCUCUGCGAAAAUCCUCAAGGCGAAGGAGGCGGUGGCUAAGGCGCGUUCGGAAAGGGCUCAGCGGACGGGCUCUGCUGCUCUAUCCCAGACCAAGGCGGACGGCUCCGCCAGCUCGGCAUCCCAGAAGAAGGCGGCCGCGCUGCAAUCAGGGAAACCGGUGCCGUACAAUGCGGCUAAGCAUACCACUGGUCUGGCUGCCGCUUCGUUUACCAGCACGGGAAUGACGCCACACACGUCCGGUGAACUCGCUCUGCUAUCAGACGAGGAAUACAUGCUAAAGAGAGGCCGGGUCAAGCAGAAGGGCUACGCUCGGAUCUCAACGACAUCUGGCGAUUUGAACUUGGAGCUCCACACCGAGUAUGCGCCAAAGGCUGUGUGGAACUUUAUCAAACUGGCCAAGAAAGGCUACUACAAGGAUGUGACUUUCCAUCGCAAUAUCAAAGGCUUCAUGAUCCAGGGUGGAGAUCCCACGGGAACUGGACGAGGGGGCGAGAGUGUCUGGGGCAAAUAUUUCAGCGAUGAGUUCGAGGGCCCUCUCAAACACGACUCCCGCGGCACUCUCAGUAUGGCCAACAAGGGUAAAAAUACCAACAGUAGUCAAUUUUUUAUUGCCUAUCGUGCACUCCCCCAUUUGAAUCUUAAGCACACCAUAUUCGGAAAUGUCAUCGACGAUCCGACACCGUCAGCGCCCACGCUAAACAGUCUAGAGACCCACCCCGUCAAUCAAACGACGAACAAACCUACGCCAGACAUUCGGAUCAAAGACGUCACGGUCUUCGUGGACCCAUUUGAGGAGUUCUUGAAGCAGAAGCAGGCAGAAGAGGCAGCCGGGAAGGCAGGACCAGACCCCGCGGAAGAAGAAGAGAAUGCUCGACGCGCAGAAGACGACCACAUCACCUGGACGGGGAAACGAGUUCGGGGAGCUGGGUCGACGGACACAGGAGAUGGAUCUGGCGGAGGAGUGGGCAAGUACUUGAAGGCUGCGCUGAACAACCAAGCCGGUCAAGAAGAGGAUGAGAUUGUUGAAUUUGUGGAUGAGCCUGAGCCUGAACCCGUGCGAAAGAAAUUGAAGGGCAGGGGAGGUUUUGGUGAUUUCAGUUCCUGGGAUUAG
Messenger RNA from Aspergillus affinis, 1728 nucleotides. RefSeq names its product PPIL2 family peptidylprolyl isomerase. The coding region runs from base 1 to 1728 and encodes 575 amino acids. The record is from RefSeq and is a predicted model, not a curated record. Gene Ontology annotation, biological process: protein folding; protein polyubiquitination; protein peptidyl-prolyl isomerization. Lineage: Eukaryota; Fungi; Ascomycota; Eurotiomycetes; Eurotiales; Aspergillaceae. The transcript is spliced from 4 exons. Gene Ontology annotation, molecular function: ubiquitin-ubiquitin ligase activity; peptidyl-prolyl cis-trans isomerase activity. Gene Ontology annotation, cellular component: catalytic step 2 spliceosome.